AUGAAUCACAACUCGACUAUAAUAGAGUCUAACUCGAUCAAAGCUAUACUAGAUCAAAAUAAAUCAUCAUAUAUCUUCCUUUUUCCAAUUUUACUUCUAAUUGCAUCUUAUUAUAAGUAUCAAAAUGAAUCAAAAUCAAAAUCAAAUACAAUAACAAAAUCAAAAGCAUCAGCUUCAAAAAUGGAUCAACGUCCAUUUGGAUUUUGGGAACCAGAUUUAAAAUGGAAAACACCCACACCAAAAGUUUAUGAAAAUUGGUCAAUAAAAGAUACAAAACCAAUACCAUAUCGUGCUUUUAAACAUAAGUAUAAUGUAAAUAUGGGAAUAAGAAAUAUGUCAUGGGAUUCAUGGAUUGAAUUAGAUAAUCAAUGGAAAUAUUAUCAUGAUAUGAAAUUAAAAAGAAUUGAGGAAAAAGGUGAAGAUGUUUGGAGAAUUAGUUCCAAGGCUAUAGAAGCAUCAUGGGAAUUUCUUUAUGAAUUAAUUGAUUUUACUACAGUUAGAUAUCCAACAUUAUUUAAAUAUGAUAAAGAAAAAAAGAUCCUUAGAAUUACAGAAACUAAUCAAACAUUUGAUUUAAAUGAUAAAAAUCUUAAUCCAAUAAUCACAGCAGCAAAUUUAGUUCAAGAUGAAUUAGUUAUAAUGAUUGAAGAUCCAAAAGAUGGUCAAUAUUCAUUAGAAGCUGGAUGUGUAACAAUGGCAGGAUUUUGGAAAUUUAAAGAAAAAUAUCAAAUGAAAUUAGAUGAAAUUCAUUAUUCUGGUAAUGUACCAAAAUAUUCAACAAAUUUAGGUCCUGCAAUGAAUAAAUUUUUUAGAAGAUUAACUUUAGAUUCACCAGUUGUAAGAAAUAAUUAUUUUAUUCAAUUAGAUAAUCAUUUAGAUUGGUCAAAAUCUAUUGGUGAUGAAGAUUCUGAAAAAGUUGGUUGGAACGCUGCAACAAAUGCUACAUCUGUAAAAGAUUUAUGGUUUAGAUCAGAAAGACAAAGUGUUAGAAGAUUACCAAAAACAGGUGCUAUUGCUUUCACAAUAAGAACUUAUUUUAUGCCAAUAACUGAAAUGUGUGAAGAACCCUUUGUACCAAGAAGAUUAUUAAAUGGUAUAACAAGUUGGGAAGAAGAUGUUAAUGAAUAUAGAGGAUUUUAUAAAUUUAAAGAUGUUUUAUUACCUUAUUUACAAAAAAAAGCAAAAGAACAAGAAGCAAAUGGUUUAGUGUUAAAAGAAGAACCAAAAAAUUAUCCUUUUUAA
Molecule: messenger RNA, 1242 nt
Organism: Lodderomyces pseudojiufengensis
Lineage: Eukaryota; Fungi; Ascomycota; Pichiomycetes; Serinales; Debaryomycetaceae
Exons: 1
Coding region: 1-1242 (413 amino acids)
Source: RefSeq, a predicted model, not a curated record